AUGACCAGCGGAGAAGAUAAAAAGGAGGAAAAUACCGACAGCAAUUCUUCUGUGCAACAGCCCUCAGGUCACGAGUCGACUCCUGACGCAGCUCCUGCCGAACCCGAGCUCGAUGACUUUGGCUUGCCCAAAAGACCGGUGAGGGUCAACCCACCCACAGACUCGGACGAUAGUAGUGAUGAUGAUCACGAUACAUUCCAUGAUGUCGAGGUGCCUGCGGACAAAAACGGCACAAGCGAGGGGGACACCAAAGAGGUUAUUGGCGAGCCACAGCAGAAAGCGGAAGAGCAUCCAGGAUUAGUGGACAAAGGCAACCAACAAUCGUGUCCGGAGGGGCUGCCUACAAAACUAGAUGGAGCCGCAACAGGCACGGAGAUGAAGGACAGCAAGAAAGAUCAAGCUCUUGGAGAAGUACCGCCCCUCGAGACAAAACCCGCAGACAGCAUUCCACCACUAGACACGGCAUUGAAGUCCGACACGAAGCAGGACGAGCAAUCAGGUGAUAGUGCAACAUCUCCUUCUGCAUCUCGAAUAUCUGGCACAGUCAUCCCGAAGCGGAAUUCACGAUCCAAUGCUGCCACAGCCUCCGAAUGGUCCCAUCAAAGACAAAUUGCGGCCGCAAAUCGAUCGGACGACGAAGAUGAGGAGGAGGAAUGGCAGCCAAUGCCGGCCAUCGACGAGUUUGAUAUCUUUGAUGAUAAUGGACGUCUCGUGGCGAAAGGUCACAGGGAAACCGAGAAAGAGGCAAAUCCCUACGCGGGCAUUGGCGGUGCCGGGAAGGGUUAUACCAGGGUUCAGCUCGAUGAAGAUGCACAAUCAGCUACGAGUCUCGACGAAGACACAAACUACCUGUUUCGGAAUGGCCAGAAGACGGAAGAAACGGAAAACAAGGAUGACGAAGACGACGAGCAGCGGGAUGCUCUCAGUCAGCUGCAGGCGACCAAAGACCUCCUUACAGAGGGCCAGCGGAUCGCCUACGUCGGCGUCGUCCGUUUGACGAUCCACAAAAUGUUUUCAGCCCUGGGAGACCUGGAGAGACCAAAGUCUGUGCGGAAAGAACUGAUGAGGUCUCUGGAGAACAUGGACAUGUGGGGCCAGAAGAUGAUGGUUCGGUUGUACUCUCAUAUGGACAUCAACCAGGCGGAGCAGAUAAUGAUCGAACAACUCGCCGAACAUGGGGUGCAGCCUUCUGACCUCGUUGCUCCUCUCAUGCUGAAUGCGAAAGUGAAGAAUCCAAUGGCGGAUGAGACUGCAACCGAGACUUCGAAGCCAGACAGCUCACGAAACAGAGAUUCGACGACCUCUGUCGCCUCCUCGAAAAGGGAGGCUAUCUCUUUGAAAGAGGUGAAGGAGGGCGAAGAUGUCCCUGAGGUCCACGGCCCGGAAGACAUGCCUCACACAAAGGAGAUCGAGCUCGAUUUGCGGUGGACAGUCCUAUGUGACUUAUUCCUGGUUCUGAUUUCGGACGGUCAGUACGACUCUCGAUCGAGACGAUUACUUGAACGGGUUGGCUCGACAAUGGAUAUUAGCUGGACACAGAUAUGUCGAUUUGAGAAGAGGGUGAUUGAUGCCCUGGAAAUGCAAGAAGAGGAAGCCAAAGAGAACUGGGAUGAAUCCGAACACAUGGAAAAACGACGUAAACGCGCGCUUAAGAAGAAAUACAUGGUCAUGGGUCUUGCGACUGUUGGCGGCGGGCUUGUCAUUGGUCUGUCUGCAGGAUUGCUUGCACCCUUCAUUGGCGCAGGUCUGGCAGCUGGUUUCACGACCAUUGGUGUCACCGGUACCGCAGGUUUUCUAGGAGGGGUGGGUGGAGCGGCCUUGAUCACUUCUGCUGCCACAGCCGCUGGUGGCACGAUUGCGGUCCGAGCUGCAGAUCGACGGACUGGCAGCGUCAAGACGUUUGAAUACCGACCGCUGCACAACAAUAAACGGCUGAACCUUAUAUUGACCAUUUCUGGCUGGAUGACUGGCAAAGUUGACGACGUGCGCCUGCCUUACAGCACGGUUGAUCCUAUUAUGGGCGACAUUUACUCGUUGCUUUGGGAACCAGAAAUGCUCCAGUCGAUGGGUGACACUAUCAAUAUCCUCGCCACUGAAGCUUUGACCCAAACUGUGCAACAAGUUCUUGGGAGCACGAUAUUAAUCACCCUUAUGGCAUCAAUACAGCUGCCAAUUGUGCUUUCUAAAUUGGCCUAUCUCAUCGACAAUCCAUGGAGUGUAUCCCUCGACCGAGCCACGGCUGCAGGUCUAAUCUUGGCCGACUCAUUGAUCGACAGGCACCUUGGUCAGAGGCCAAUCACUCUACUAGGCUUCUCUCUUGGCUCAAGAGUCAUCUUCUCAUGCCUCAAGGAGCUGUCGAAUCGAGGAGCAUACGGCUUGGUCCAGAAUGUUUACAUGUUCGGGUCGCCUGUCGUUGUUAGCAAGGAUGACUACUUGCGAGCUCGGUCUGUUGUAUCGGGGAGGUUCUUGAAUGGUUAUGCCUCCAACGACUGGAUCCUCGGAUACUUGUUUCGGAUGACGUCGGGCGGUAUCAUGCGAGUUGCUGGGCUUGCACCCGUCGAAGGGAUUCCAGGAGUGGAGAAUAUCAACGUUAGCACAUGGGUUAAGGGCCACAUGGCUUAUCGUGCUGCUAUGCCACGGCUCCUACGAGAAGUUGGAUGGGAGGUCGAGAGCGACGAAUUUACCGAGAUCGAGGAUCCCGAUCCCGAAAAUCACGCGCAGCGGCAGCGAGAACUCAUCAUGGAGAUCGACGAGGCCAGAAAGAAAGCUGAAGAGAAACCAGACAAGAAACGUUUCGGCAUCUUCAAACGAGGGAAACUAGCUGAGAAAAAAGGCUGGGAGAGAUACAAUGCCAACGACGCCAGCCACAAGCGGAACGCUAGCACCACUUCUACAGAGCCUGGUGCUAACGGUGAUAUCAAUGUUUUGUUUGACGUCGAUGCGAUCCGAAGAGAAUUGGCGAGUGAAAUGAUCGAAGUCAGAGAGCUGGACAGCACCCUUCCACCCAUGCAAAUAAUGUCCGUCAAGGACGGGGAAAAACACGUCGAAUACUUGCGCCUCCCACCUGGAAUGAAGCCCGAGGAGGUUGCGAGGCUGAAUCUCCCGCCACGUCCGGACGAGAUUGACGUCUCUUUCGCCCCUGUUCAGCAGCCUACUCCAAUUCGCCCUGCAAGGUCGUCAUCUUUGCGACCCGCAUCUAUAGCAAGCCCUCAACGGUCUCCUCGUAUAAGCCCCCAAAGAUCUCCUCAACGAUCUCCGGACCCGAACAGGCGGUCGUCCUACGGCUAUUCAGAGCCAAGGGAUCUCGCCAGCCCACCGCCAGCUCUCAGCGCUACACCUUCUGCUUCUCCUCGACCGGAUGCUUACCAUGCUCCUAUGGACCCCGUUCGACCGGAACUCAAACCGCAUGCAACCGACUCUGCCAUACCAAGUUGGGGUCGCCCAUCGACACCAUUUGACGAUGGAGUUGCCCCGCCAGUACCGAAGCUAGAUCUGGAACGCAAUGCCUGGGCUGAUGACGAUGACGAGUUUGGGCAUAACCGUGGCGAGAUCAGUAUGACGUUCGAAUAA
This is a messenger RNA of Fonsecaea nubica, 3570 nucleotides long. RefSeq lists its product as hypothetical. The transcript has a single exon. NCBI's taxonomy places the organism in Eukaryota, Fungi, Ascomycota, Eurotiomycetes, Chaetothyriales, Herpotrichiellaceae. The record is from RefSeq and is a predicted model, not a curated record. Bases 1 to 3570 code for a protein of 1189 amino acids.